AUGAGUAAAGUAAAUUUAGAUAUACAUCCAGAAAAAUACCAGAGUCCAGGAAAUGGAAUAAAAGGUACUGAAAAAGACUUUCUUGGAAAAUAUACUACGUAUUACUAUACAAAUGGAGCUGAAAAAUUUACAUUAACUGGUUUAUCAUACAAAAAUACACGAUUUUCCACUGUAGUUUUAACACCUAUUACAGACGUUAAAAAUGUUGUAACAUAUUUUGAGAAUGGGAACAAGAAACUCCUUAUAAUAUACAUAAAAACCACUACCAAACACUUCUACUAUACUAAUAACAAUGCUAUCUCCAAUACAAAUAGCAAUACAGAAUUUGCUGAUUUUGUGACAAAGGAUGGUCGGGCACUUGGUGAAGAUCCUGAACUUAAGGAAAUACUACAAAAGAUAGAAGAUGACAAGAAGCUUUAUUAUAACGAUUUGUCCGUAGAACUUAAGGAUAAACUAUGGAGAUCAAGUUCUGUGAUAUUUGACCUUAGAAAAAUACCAAAACAAAGCUAUAACUCUGAAGUAACGGAUGAAAAUAUUACCAUCAGUGAGCCCACUGAAAUAGAUAAUACAUAUUCUAGGGUUGAACAUGGGAUGGCAAGUGAACCAUUCUACAUUAAAGGUGUUACGCUUCCUAAUAGUGAAUCUAUGACAUUGGAUGGUGGUUUCCCAAACGACCCACUCGGAAAAUUUUAUAUAUACCAGAAAACUGAUGACUACACAAACCCCCUACUAGUUACUUUGAAAGUUAACGUUAGUGGCAACGUAGAAAGGUACAUAAAUAGCUACUAUUACCUCUCCAAAAAUUCCAAUAAUAGUGAUAAGUGGGACAUUAGCAGAGUUGCAGGAGUUGAUAUAGGUGACAGUGAUAUUAAAGCAAUAUUGGACAACAUCGUUGACUAUAACAAACUUGAUGUUUCCGGCCUACCUCCUACAGUAAGUGGUAAGUUGAAGGACCUUACCAAGGAUCUCAUUAUUGACCUUACUAAGACUAUAGACACUUCUGUAGGAAAUACGAAAGAAUACUAUUCGGAGGGAGUGCAUAUUCCUUACAUUAAAGAGAAAAUUCAGGUUCAGAGUUAUUCUGUAAUAAGACAUGCCCAUACAUUUCCUAGUUUUACAGUGAAGAGCAUCAAGACAGGUUCAGGAGAUAUAACUGAAAAGCAACUUCCUCCCUAUGGUACACUACUUGGUGGAUUAAACGUAUACUGUAAGGAUAAUUUAUAUAGUGACCCAGUUCUCAUAGAGCUUUUCUGCCUUGAUACUAGUGGCAACGAGAAAUAUCAAUCUUCAACAACAUUAUUAUUCCCGAGACAAAAAAGAACAAAUGGCCAGGAUAUGCUCUCAGUACAACUGAUAUGUUAA
Molecule: messenger RNA, 1362 nt
Organism: Theileria equi strain WA
Lineage: Eukaryota; Apicomplexa; Aconoidasida; Piroplasmida; Theileriidae
Exons: 1
Coding region: 1-1362 (453 amino acids)
Source: RefSeq, a predicted model, not a curated record